AUGGCCGCUACCACAGAAAAAUCGACUAUCGUCUUGAUAACUGGUGCCAACCAGGGCAUAGGCUUCGAGAUUGCGAAGAAGUUAGGCAAGGAUCAUGCCAAUUAUCAUAUCAUCAUGGCGGGACGAAGAAAGGAGGCAAUUGAGGAGGCCGUCAAAAAUCUUCAAAGCCUGGGCUGCUCCGUGGAGCCACUUGUCAUGGAUAUUACCUCGGACGAGGCCAUUGCACAGGGGGCCGCGGCCGUUGAUGAGAUACAUGGACGGCUGGACGUCCUCAUCAACAACGCUGGUAUCUCGACUGAGGGUGACACCCCAACUCGCGAGGCCUGGCGUCAGGACAUGGAGACGAAUGUCAUCAGCACCAACAAAGUCACGGAUGCCUUCAUACCCUUACUACGGAAAUCAACGGUGCCCUGCAAGCGAAUCGUCUUCGUCAGUACCUCCCUUGCCAGCAUGGGUGACAAGCUGAACCGGAACGAUCAAUAUCACAAGGUGGAUUGGCGGAUCUACAGAAGCAGCAAGGCGGCGUUCAACAUGCUCGCUGCUUCCUACAUAGUUGACUUCGAAGACGAUCCGACUUGGAAGAUCAACAUCCAUGACCCGGGAUACUGUGGCACGAAUUUGAAUGGUUUCAAGGGCUUUGACACUCCCGAGAACGGCGCUCUCAACGCUUGCAGACUUGCAACCUUGGGCCCGGGUGGUGAGACGGGCACGUUCUCGAACAGACAUGGCCCUGUGGCCUGGUGA
Molecule: messenger RNA, 744 nt
Organism: Phaeoacremonium minimum UCRPA7
Lineage: Eukaryota; Fungi; Ascomycota; Sordariomycetes; Togniniales; Togniniaceae
Product: putative short chain dehydrogenase family protein
Exons: 1
Coding region: 1-744 (247 amino acids)
Molecular function (GO): oxidoreductase activity
Source: RefSeq, a predicted model, not a curated record